AUGGGCGCCGCGCCAGCACCAGAAACCGACGCGGAAACGGCACGGAGAUCCGAUUCCGUCGCCGCCUGUUCCAUCCCGGAGGAGAACACACUCCUCUCCCACUCCCGCUGCUGCUUCACCUUGCCUUGCUUCCCCUCCCGCCGCCGAUCCAGUUCCUUCUCUUCCUCCUCCUCUUCCCCUGCCUCUCCCUCGUCUUCCCCCUGGUGGGAGAAUUCCUGGCUGGCCGGCGGGAUCCAGGCCGUCAAGAAGGUCAGGGAGUGGUCCGAGAUCGUCGCCGGUCCCAAGUGGAAGACCUUCAUCCGCAGGUUCAAUCGAAAGGGCGCGAUUGGCAACAGUAACAAUAACCGACACGGGAAGUUUCAGUACGAUCCCCUGAGUUACGCCUUGAACUUCGACGAGGGCCAGCACAUGGAUUUCGAGGACUACGACGAUUACGGCAACCCCGUCGGUGGUGGUGGAUUUCGUGAUUUCUCUUCGCGCUACGCUUCGGUUUCCGUCUCCGGCAAGCCGCUGAACAUGGACGCGCGCGUUAUCGAUGAAUCGUCGGCCGCCGUCGUGUGA
Molecule: messenger RNA, 561 nt
Organism: Linum tenue
Lineage: Eukaryota; Viridiplantae; Streptophyta; Magnoliopsida; Malpighiales; Linaceae
Source: the annotation of a GenBank genome assembly